Messenger RNA from Microcebus murinus (gray mouse lemur), 2847 nucleotides. The record is from RefSeq and is a predicted model, not a curated record. NCBI's taxonomy places the organism in Eukaryota, Metazoa, Chordata, Mammalia, Primates, Cheirogaleidae.
CCUCCUGCCUCAGCCUCCCGUGUAGCUGGGACUACAGGGACAAGGAUGGCGAGACUGCCCACGGUCAUGAGCCCUCAGUGCUCCUGGGGCUGAGGUUGGGGCUGGCAGCCAUGGGGCUGGGUCGCCUUCAGGCCUGGUUGUUGGGCCUGCCCACAGCCGUGGUCUAUGGCUCCCUGGCCCUCUUCACCUCCAUCCUGCACAACGUGUUCCUACUCUACUACGUGGACACCUUUGUCUCGGUGUACAAGAUCAACAAAACGGCCUUCUGGGUUGGAGAGACGGUGUUUCUCCUCUGGAACAGCCUCAAUGACCCCCUCUUCGGCUGGCUCAGUGACCGCCAGUUCCUCAGCUCCCAGCCCCGGUCGGGUGCUGGGCUCUCCUCGAGGGCCGUUGUGCUGGCCCGGGUGCAGGCGCUGAGCAGGCACGGGCCCCUGCUGGCACUGUCGUUCCUGGCAUUCUGGGUGCCCUGGGCCCCGGCCGGCCUGCAGUUCUUGCUGUGCUUAUGCCUGUAUGAUGGCUUCCUGACUCUCGUGGACCUGCACCACCACGCCUUGCUGGCUGACCUGGCCCUCUCGGCCCACGAUCGCACCCACCUCAACUUCUGCUGCUCCCUCUUCAGUGCAGCUGGCUCGCUCUCUGUCUUUGCCUCCUACGCCUUUUGGAACAAGGAGGAUUUCUCCUCCUUCCGCGCCUUCUGCGUGACACUGGCCACCGGCUCUGGGCUGGGUUUUCUGGGGGCCACACAACUGCUGAGGCGGCGGGUUGAGGUGGCCAGAAGGGAGCCUGGGUGCUCAGCCCUGGCUGUGGAUGGCAGCCUCUGUGGAGAGGAGCUGCUUGUGGGCAGUGAGGAAGUGGGCAGUGUCACCUUGGGCCAGUACCUCCGGCAGCUGACACGCCACCGGAACUUCCUGUGGUUCGUGGGCAUGGACCUGGUGCAGGUCUUCCACUGCCACUUCAACAGCAACUUCUUCCCCCUCUUCCUGGAGCAUCUGUUGUCGGACCACAUCUCCCUCUCCACAGGCUCCAUCUUGCUGGGCAUCUCCUAUGUCGCUCCCCAUCUCAACAACCUCUACUUCCUGCCCCUGUGCCGACGCUGGGGCGUCUAUGCUGUCGUUCGGGGGCUUUUCCUGCUCAAGCUGGGCCUUAGCCUGCUCAUGCUGCUGGCUGGCCCGGACCACCUCGGCUUGCUCUGCCUCUUCAUUGCCAGCAACCGUGUCUUCACUGAGGGCACCUGUAAGCUGCUGACCUUAGUGGUCACCGACCUGGUGGACGAGGACCUGGUGCUGAACCACCGCAAACAGGCAGCCUCGGCGCUUCUCUUUGGCAUGGUUGCCCUUGUGACCAAGCCAGGCCAGACCUUUGCCCCGUUGCUGGGCACCUGGCUGCUCUGCUUCUACACAGGUCACGACCUUUUCCAGCAGCCCCCAAUGACCCCUAUAGGGAGUGCCCAGCCCUGGCCAGAGCCCCCGGCCCCAGCCCCUGCGCAGGCCCCAAUGCUCCGCCAGGGCUGCUUCUAUCUGUUGGUGCUGGUGCCCAUCACCUGUGCUCUGCUGCAGCUCUUUACCUGGUCCCAGUUCACGCUGCAUGGGAGACGCCUGCACAUGGUCAAGGCCCAGCGCCAGAACUUGUCACGGGCCCAAACCCUGGACAUUAAGACAGUGUGAGAGGUGCAGCAAGGCCACCCUGCUGAGGACACUGCCUGAAGCCCAGGGGGCCUUAGAACGGAAUGAGCACUAAGGAAACCCGAGUGUGGAAGCAAGCCUUGGAACACUGAAUGAAAGCAGCUGAGCUCCUCCAAGCUCCCACCCCACAUGCAGAGCAGGCCUUGCAGUCUGAAAUGGCCUGGCCUUCAGCUGCCUCACAGACCCAGCCUCGGGGGCAGCUCAACUCCCUGGAUGAGGAAAAAAACUCAAAUGCCUACAAGGGUCAGGCAGGAAAAGUAAGUGAAUACAGGAAAAUAAGAAUAUUUUUUACUUCCAUAAAAAAUGUUUUUUCCCCACAUGGCCUUCUAGGUCUGUCCUUAGUUUUCUCUCUUUUGGAUACAGAUAUUAAAUAGCAACUGACACUCAGCCUUCGUGUUGGGUGGGCAAUAGAGAAUGGGGCGAAGUAUGGUAAAGAAGCCAGGCUUGCAAAGCGUAUCUAUGAUGGCAGCCAUUAUUCCACUGGAGCUGAUUUUUGCCCUAUAGAAAUGCAGACUUAGUAUUACCAGGUCUUCUCUUUUUUUCAGAGAAGCCAGAAAUUUGGAUUUUGAUAUGACAUCUCCCAAUUUUCAAAUGCUGGCUUUUAAUUUUUGUAAUGGGGCCAAACAAAUCCCACUGUAGUCACCACUGUACAACCUCUGCAGUAGACCUGAGCCUAACCCUGGUGAGAGAUGGGGUAGGAAUAUGACAGAAACGAUAGGGCAUGAGAACAGGGACUGAUCCGGGGGAUACUUGCUCCAGGCAUUUGGAUCAAGACUGUAUCACCAGCCUGGCAGAGCACCUGCCAUACGAUAAGCACUGAAUACAUACAUGAACACAUUACAGGGACCUUCAGGAAGAGCUGUGGCAGCAUGUGGCCUUCUCAGCAGGCCUAGCUGAAAGUCCUGGCCACCAAACCAACUGAGAGUACUGACACUGGGGUAUAGUCAAUACCAGUAACAUCUCCUCUUUUGAUUUCAACUAAGAAGCCUUAAUGCUCAGUUUCAGCAAAAGUCGUCUCCCUUUCCCAUGGUCUUUAAAACUUCCCUAUCGGGGGUGUGUGUGUGUGUCAAGUUAUUCCAAACCACCCCAGAGGAGAGCCUGCCUCAACUGUGCCAAAGGACUGCUUUUCCACCCAAGGGCCGAGGCUAGCCAGCUGCUACUCACA